Molecule: messenger RNA, 1271 nt
Organism: Lolium perenne
Lineage: Eukaryota; Viridiplantae; Streptophyta; Magnoliopsida; Poales; Poaceae
Biological process (GO): lipid homeostasis
Cellular component (GO): membrane; endoplasmic reticulum
Source: RefSeq, a predicted model, not a curated record
GUUUUCUCCUCGGCACGGGGCCUCUUCUCCAAUAGCAGCAAGCCAAGAACUUGGACAGAAGUAACAGCCAAGGGAAAGAAUCUGCGGCCUCCACCCAAUCCAGUGCGCUCGCUUCCACACCAGUCCAACCCCGUCCCAGGCUUCGCGGCAGCAGCAGCAGCCACACGACCCCCGCGACCUCCCGUCCCCUCCCCGCGCGCGCGCAGGUUAUCGAGCUCUCGCUAUGGAUGUGCCUGUGGAUCCAGUCAUGGCCUAUAAGUACAAGGCAGAGCUGCUUGUCAAGGACUACCUGCUAGCCGAUUCGUAUGUUCCGUACGCUGCUGUGCUUGUGGGAAUACUCAUGUGCAAGUUGGCCUAUGAUUUCACGCGCUUUAUCAGUUCAUUUCACUACAAAGGUUAUGCUUCUCUGACGAAAAUGCAAAAAGUUGAAUGGAACAACAGGGGCAUGUCCACUGUCCAUGCGAUAUUCAUUACAGUUAUGUCAGUAUACCUUGUCUUCUUCUCGGGUUUAUUCUCUGAUAACCUGGAUGGACCAGUAACAUCUAGAAGUUCAAGCCUCUCCAGCUUUACAUUAGGGGUCUCUAUUGGUUACUUCAUCACAGACAUUGCCAUGAUAUAUUGGUUUUACCCUUCCCUCGGUGGAAUGGAAUAUGUUGUCCACCACAUGCUGUCACUUAUGUCUACAGUGUACGCUAUGCUUUCUGGGGAAGCACAUGUAUACAUAUACAUGGGUCUCAUCACUGAGACUACCACACCAGGAAUCAACCUAAGAUGGUUCCUUGAUGCUGCUGGAAUGAAAAACUCCAAAGCUUACCUUGUGAACGGAGCUGCAAUGGUUGUUACUUGGCUGGUUGCGAGGAUAAUUCUGUUCAUGUACUUGUUUUAUCACAUGUUUGUGCACUAUGAUCAGAUUAAGCAGAUGGACACCUUUGGUUAUUUUCUGGUACUUAUUGCGCCCAGCAUAAUAUUUGUGAUGAAUCUGCUUUGGUUUUCUAAGAUCUUAAGAGGCCUCAAGAAGACAAUGGCCAAGAGGCAUUGAGUAAUGAAGUGUGUAUUCAUGACUUGAUGCACCCCACCGUCCUCUCAUAUGUACAUGUACCUACAUCUACUAUAGCUUCUGAGUAGUAGUCACUACCGCAGCUCAUACUGGCAAUUUCAGAUUGGCUGUUAUAUUCCAGCUUAAUGUGCACGAUUUGUAUAUAUAUUUAGUUUGGGUUGUGUCCACUUAUUGCCCGCUCAAACAUUUAGCUUGUAUAUAUUCACUUGUGUCA